AUGGAGGUGGAGGUUGAAAAAGACUGCAGAACAGAGUGUAGUAGAGAAAGAGAAAUAGAGAAGGAAAGAAGCAAGGAUGAAUUUCAUGGAUUGAUUGAAAUCGACGGAGAAUGCAUGCAGUCAGGCAACAGAAAAUGGAAAAGAAUCGACAGUGCGGUAAAAGUGGCAAAGAAGGAAAAGAAGAAGAAGAUGAAAGACGAGGAGAAGAAGAAGGAGGAUGAGGACAAUUUGCAACACACUAUUCAACAAUCUGAAUGA
Molecule: messenger RNA, 258 nt
Organism: Caenorhabditis elegans
Lineage: Eukaryota; Metazoa; Nematoda; Chromadorea; Rhabditida; Rhabditidae
Gene: W04D12.1
Exons: 1
Coding region: 1-258 (85 amino acids)
Source: RefSeq, marked reviewed